GACAGCACCAGAAGCUCGACUGCAACUUGGACGUAGAGAUGAUUCCUAAGCUCGGACUCUUAUCGCUGGGGCUGUUGCUGAUAGCCCUGCUUAAUGCGCAGCUAAUGCAGGCCCAGCCAGAACAUCGAUUACAUGGGGAUCAGUCGCAUAAUGGGGACGGCUGGGGCUAUUCACAGCCUCAAAGUAGACCUUAUGGGCAACACGAACACAGGCACCAUCAUGGACAUGGACAUGGGCACGGACAUAACCACAAUCAGUACUACGAUCGAUAUCCAGCCAGCUACCCAGGUGCUGCGCAGUUCGAGCCCGGUCAGGGUCCCAGCUUUGGAAGAGGCUCCUAUGGAGGAGGACAGCCCAGAGGUGGAUAUGCUGGGCAACCAGGCGCAGGGUUUGGGAACCCGAGACCUGGCGUAGAUUACGCUGCUCAGCCAGGCGGUGGUUCUGGACCUGGACCUGAUUACGGCUACCAGCAGCCGGAAGCUGGAUACGGAAGAGAAGGUCAAAGAGUUGAUUCAGGAUAUGGAGGUCAGUCAGGCGCUGGUUUCGGUGCUCAACCCAGGCCGGGUUACGGUGGAAACAAUCGGCAUUUCCAGCCGCGUCCAGGCCAACCCCAAGAGCCGAAUCAACCAGAGUAUGAAAGCGAGCAGAGAGGUCAACCCAUUCAGCCACGUCCUCAAACAGGCGACCAAGGCACAUUGGACUUCAACUACCAACAACCGGGUAAUGCUGGGAGCCCCUUGCAGCCACGUCCGCAACAGGGCGCGCACGACAAACCCGAAUUCAACUACCGACAACCUGGCAGCCCUGGAAAUCCCUUGCAGCCACGCCCAGAAGUGACAGAACCCGACAACGGACAAUCUAGCAAGCCAAUUCAACCGCGGCCCAUAGAUUCCAUAAAUGUCCAGCCCUCUCACGAUGCAGCCAAUUUCAAUCCCAUUCAACCACUUCCAGGACAAGGUCAACAGCCACAACCGACCCACAGGUCUAAUGCAGGAGAUCAGCAUCCCGGAGAUCAGUCAGUUGGCACCACCUUACAGCCUCGACCCGGAUCUGGUGGUGCCCUGUCCGACGCCGAGACUAAUCCACAAAGCACAGUGGACGACAAUAUUGCGUCCAUUUUCAAUACGAAUAAUUUUAUGACACCCUCACUGACCGAAGACAAGGGGUUGCACGGAUCUAGGAACCCUAAGUCCCAAGCUGAAGUUAAUCAACCGGAAUCCAUUGCAGGGCGCAACCUAUUCGAAACAAUGCCACAGUGCCCCGAAGGAACAGAGUUGAGAGGCGGACGCUGUCGCCAGAAGGCCUAGAAAUAAGUAAAGGCUUGAAUAGAAACAUCGCAACCUAGUUAAUCAAUCGGCUAAACAAUCUGACAAUCUGUUGCCUCGGUGGAAACAAUGUUGUAUUAAAUAUUUAAUAAACAAUAAUUUGAAAGCGAUUCGUACAAAAUGAAUUGAAAUUAAACAG
Drosophila novamexicana is the source of this 1464-nucleotide messenger RNA. It is a transcript of the gene Gbp2, whose product is annotated as pro-resilin. NCBI's taxonomy places the organism in Eukaryota, Metazoa, Arthropoda, Insecta, Diptera, Drosophilidae. The coding region runs from base 39 to 1307 and encodes 422 amino acids. The record is from RefSeq and is a predicted model, not a curated record. The transcript has 2 exons.